AUGGGGAAGAGUUCACAUCACAGUAGGCACGAUUCUGAGGGGAGGAACGAGAAAGACAAGUCACGCUCUCCAAGGUUUUCAAAAAUUUCGAAAGAAAGGUUGUCAUCAAAGAAUCAUCAUUCAUCCCGGAAGGCAAGAUCACGGUCACCACGAAGUCCAGUUGACCGGUGUGCAAUUAGGAUCUUGUUUUAUCAUGCAUUUUUUGUGGUCAUGCCACAGCUUACGAAAGAUGGAGGAAAGAUCUUUGUGGAAGACGGCAUGGAGUUUGUUCAUAAAGCGCCGCAGCACAUUGGUGAUAAAAAAAGGGAAGAAGACCUAAAGGAGAAGUUAGAAGUAUUUUCUUUCGUUGGCCUAGUAAUGAAACAAAAACGGAAAAUUUACGAUAAAGUAUUGAAAGUAAAAGGUUUGGCAGAUUCGGAUUCUGAUGAUGAAAUAAGUGCAGCAGAUUGGGUAACGAAGACUCGAGAAGCUGAACAACGCAAGAAAACUGCAGAAGAGUCAAGUCGAAGAAUUGUGAAAAAGGAAGUUAAAGAAGAGAGGGAAGAAGCAGGGUGA
Enterobius vermicularis (human pinworm) is the source of this 555-nucleotide messenger RNA. NCBI's taxonomy places the organism in Eukaryota, Metazoa, Nematoda, Chromadorea, Rhabditida, Oxyuridae. The record is from the annotation of a GenBank genome assembly.